AUGUUCCUUAGAAUGGAGCCGAUCAUCAAGCUGCUAGCUGGACUCACCCUGCUGACAUUAUGUGUGAUGGGAUCCGCAGGCCAACACUGGUCCUACGGCCUGCGCCCUGGGGGAAAGAGAAACGCUGAAAACGUGAUUGAUUCCUUCCAAGAGAUAGCCAAAGAAGCUGAUCAACUGAAAGAGCCACAGCGCUUUGAAUGCACCAUUCGCCAGCUGCGUUCUCCCCUCAGCGACCUGAAGGGAGCUCUGGAAAGUCUAAUUGAAGAGGAAACUGGGUAUUCAAAAUCUUUUCCAGGAAAGUCUACUUGA
This is a messenger RNA of Elephantulus edwardii (Cape elephant shrew), 309 nucleotides long. It is a transcript of the gene GNRH1, whose product is annotated as gonadotropin-releasing hormone 1 (luteinizing-releasing hormone). Gene Ontology annotation, molecular function: gonadotropin hormone-releasing hormone activity. The record is from RefSeq and is a predicted model, not a curated record. The transcript is spliced from 3 exons. The coding region runs from base 1 to 309 and encodes 102 amino acids. Gene Ontology annotation, cellular component: extracellular region. NCBI's taxonomy places the organism in Eukaryota, Metazoa, Chordata, Mammalia, Macroscelidea, Macroscelididae. Gene Ontology annotation, biological process: multicellular organism development.